UGGAGGGAGGGGCUGCGGUAGGAGGCAGCCGUGUGGUUCCAGCUCAUUUUUUUCCCUCUUUCUCCAGUCGGUUUUCUUUCCAAACAGGGAAAAGUGUUCCACGAAGCGGUAGCUUCUUGCCGCCUCGCCUUCUCCUCCCUGACCCUGGGCCCGGCCCCCGUCCCGGCGCGAGCUGGUGGAGCCAGGGCUAGAAGCCCUCGGUGCCCCCGGAGCGCAGCGCGCAGGGGACCCGGGCGCGGGGCCAGCGCCCGCACAUGGCUGCAGCCCCCCGCGCGCACCCCGAGGCGCCGCGCCCUGCUCACAGAAGGUCCGUCGGCUGGGCUCGGUCGCCCUGCAGCCAGGCUGCGCUGAGCCGGGAAGUGCCCGUGUCCGGGGAUCGGGAUGUCCCUCUUCUUCCUCUGGCUAGUAACCUAUUAUGUUGGAACGCUGGGAACUCACACUGAGAUCAAGAGAGUGGCAGAGGAAAAGGUUACCUUGCCCUGUCACCAUCAAUUGGGACUUCCUGAGAAAGACACCCUGGACAUUGAAUGGCUGCUCACGGAUAAUGAAGGGAACCAAAAAGUGGUUAUUACGUAUUCCAGUCGUCAUGUCUACAAUAACUUGACUGAGGAGCAGAAGGGCCGAGUGGCCUUUGCCUCCAACUUCCUGGCGGGAGACGCCUCCCUGCAGAUCGAGCCUCUGAAACCCAGUGAUGAAGGCAGAUACACCUGCAAGGUGAAGAAUUCAGGACGCUAUGUCUGGAGCCACGUGAUCUUAAAAGUGCUAGUGAGACCAUCCAAGCCCAAGUGUGAGUUGGAAGGAGAGCCGACGGAAGGAAGUGACCUGACGCUACAAUGUGAGUCUGCCUCUGGAACCAAGCCCAUUGUGUAUUAUUGGCAGCGGAUUCGGGAGAAGGAGGGAGAGGAUGAACACCUGCCACCCAAAUCUAGAAUCGAUUACAACAACCCUGGCCGAGUGCUGCUGCAGAACCUCACCAUGGCCUCCUCUGGGCUCUACCAGUGCACAGCAGGCAACGAGGCUGGAAAGGAGAGCUGCGUGGUACGAGUGACUGUACAGUAGAAGACGCUGAAGCGCCCCGCGCCCGCCUUGUGAAACCCAGCUCCUCUUCCUCAGGCUCCCGGAGCUCUCGCUCUGGCUCCUCCUCCACCCGCUCCACCGGGAACAGUGCCUCCAGAAGCCAGCGGACGCUGUCGAGUGAAGCAGCACCACAGCCCGGGCUAGCCACCCAGGCAUACAGCCUAAUAGGACCGGAAGUGAGAGGUUCUGAACCAAAGAAAGCCCACCAUACGACCCUGACCAAAGCAGAAACCACACUCAGCACAAUGCCCAGCCAGAGCAGAGCCUUCCAAACUGUCUGACUUAGAGCGGUCUUGGCUUGCACUUUCCCAAAAGUCAGGAUCUUAGCCUAGUCACUGGAGCUCGCCCACCAGCCACGCAAGCCCCUCAGCCAGAUUCGAUCUCACUUAAGUAGCCGCAGAAAUGGCACGGACCAGUUCUGACCAGCACCCUCCUUAUGUAGGAUACCAAACAGACAGAAGGACGAAGGUGGACCUCUAAAGGCACCUCACUGUGCCUUCAGACAGAGUGGAGGAGGGGAGGGGCCCAAGCUUAUUUGGUGAAAAUAGGGGAAAGGUGAGGCUGCACACACCUGAAACAUCUUACCUAGGAAGUUGCAAGUCACCACAGUCAAGAAGAAGCGGGAAUCUCAUAGAUCAAUUUUCUAUUCAUUUCUGCAAAUUUAUUGGAUUAGUGUGAUUAUUCAGAUAGUCAAAACAGAAGCCCACGCCUUAUAAUAUACCUAUCUGCAACAUGUACCAGGAGAACUGCGUUUAAGAAAUUCACAUUAAAAAAAAAAAAAAAAAAAGGAGGAGGAAACACAUUUUUUUUCUACUUUGACUUGACUUCUUGUGUCGUGAGGUCUGAACGUUAAUUGGGGAGGAUUUGAAAUGGUGGGAGACAGAGAAAAAAAGGGAUUUUUCUCUUACCCCACCAGCAGUCAAUCUUCCUAUUUCCAUGGAACCCUAAAAUAACAAAUAAGGAGGGAGUCCAACCAAGAUGGGACACGGUUCUCUGAAGAGCUUUCCGUUUUGUUAUUCAGAGGAUCGUCAACAGAUAUCAAAACUAUUAUCCCGGGGCAGUUGCGGCUCAUUACUCCGAUUGACCGACUCCCCUAAAGACUUCUCUGCUGGAUGUUUCUAGAAGAAACAGAUGCUCACUACAUGUCACUUAAUGAAUGUCCUUAGGGACAGUCCUCUAGAGAAAGUCUCUCAGGGAUGUUGAAAGAUCCCCUUGCAUACCGCGUCCUACUCCUCUUUCUGUGAACAUGUGAAACCAGAAUUUCAAGACUGGUUGGAAUGAGAGGGAGAGUAGACCUUUCUCUCAGUAGGUCAAAGGACAUUUGACACUGGCCCGAAACUUGGCGAUUCUCCCAUUUCUUUCAUUUUAGAAGGAUGCGAAUGUGGGACUUUUGAUGAUUCUAGGCCUUAAAUUUCCAGCGGUCAUUUCCUAAAGGCACUGAGAACCCCAUACCCCUUCUCACUCCCCGCCGAGGGGCUGAACUGUAUCCUCAAGGUCUUCCUUCUCAGCGGUAGACGCGGACAACAGCGUUGCUGUGGGCUGUAAGGAAUGAACUACCAUUAGGGAGCCGGUGGUGAGCGAAACAAGUGGGUGGUGGGAGCGGGUUCAGCUAAUGUCUGUUAACAUGUUUGCUGUUGGCAUCUGGGAAAGAAUUAGCAGAAAGGAUUUACUACCAGCAAAAGUAUCGGUACACUCACACAUGGAGAAGAAAGGUGUCUGAGAAAUGUAAAAGAGGGGGAAAAAGCAGCCUCUCCAGGAUAAGUAACUUGCCUUUUAGAUGGUUUCGAUGAUCAGGGCACUUUAAGGCACAGCUGCUAAGCCUGAAUGAGCCCUUCAAGGCAAAGUCACUGGUCACGCGGGUGGAGCAGAGCGUUUCCUUGUGUUGACCAGGGCAAAGGCUAGGGCAAAGAGGAAGGAAGCCACUGUGGCUGUUGCAAUGAAGUAGACUCUGAAAAAGGACUCAGAUGCUGACAGGGAAAAGGUUGAUACUCACUACCGCCCCGUGUCUCUGGCUUCCGACUCCUACGUUUAAUUGAUAUAAGCGCAUCCUCACAGGAUGUACACACAUUUCCUUCUAAAGUGCCUAGGAAAUGAUGCUUGCGUUAAGUUGUCUGGGUUCCUUUGGGUGGGCUUUGUGCAUGCUAAAGUGACUGUCCUCACCUAAGUUCUGUCUUCCUUUUAAAGAGGUAGAAAUAAGAGACACUGAGGGAACAACACAGGUGCCUGUCCAUUUGAGAGAACCGGCAUAUUUGAAUGCUUCUUAUACUAACUCUUAUCUCAUUGUAAGAAUUUUUUUUUUAAGCCCCUUCCUCUGACUACAUGUUUAUUCUUCUUGGUGGAUGGUAUCCAAGCAAAUGUCUCUUCUGCUAUGUAAUUCUGAGCAUUCUCAUUCCUGGAGUCCCUGAGCCAAGCAAGCUUACGAUGAAGGCUGCAGCUGUGCUGUCAUGAGCGAACGAUUUUCUCACCGCUCCCUGCCUUGGAGUGUCCGGUUUCCUGUCUGUGCUUUGCAAGCAGGGAUCAGUCCCCGUGGUCCGAAAAGGAAAUUCCAGUUCUUUAAAUUUGUUAUUAGAAACUAAGACCAUUGAAUACCCGAAUUACUUUGGAAAUUCUUCUCAAUGGAAAACUACAAUAAAAUGCACCAAACAGAUUACACUAGGAGCUGAGAAAUUCUGAGAGAUAAGGGCCUGAAGUCUUAGUAAUGACAGAGCCUCAGAAUCAGCCAUUCAUGUUUAAAUAUGAGCCCGAAGACAGAGUGAGAGCCAUGACGGGCUCCAAACCUUACUCCAUUGACUUUGCCAACCAAGCCAGCUGAGUCUUUAAUGUGAAACAGAUAGAAAAGGGAAAAAAAUAACUGAUGGGUAAAAGCAAAAAAAAAAUUAAUAAUAAUAAAUGUUUGUAAGAAAAUGCAGAUGGGGGAAUGUGUAUGUUUAAAGAAUAACCGUUUCAAUAAAAUGUAUAAGCCAAACUUAAA
Messenger RNA from Rattus norvegicus (Norway rat), 4048 nucleotides. It is a transcript of the gene Clmp, whose product is annotated as CXADR like cell adhesion molecule. The record is from RefSeq and is a predicted model, not a curated record. Gene Ontology annotation, cellular component: cell junction; plasma membrane; membrane. Lineage: Eukaryota; Metazoa; Chordata; Mammalia; Rodentia; Muridae. Gene Ontology annotation, biological process: animal gross anatomical part developmental process.